Ilex paraguariensis (yerba mate) is the source of this 423-nucleotide messenger RNA. Lineage: Eukaryota; Viridiplantae; Streptophyta; Magnoliopsida; Aquifoliales; Aquifoliaceae. The record is from the annotation of a GenBank genome assembly.
AUGGCGCAGUACAAAGCAGCAGCCUUUGGUGAACUAAGCCCCUUGUCCCACCCUUUUGCUUUUGCGGAUGUAGCAUAUAGUGGCGAGAGUGAAGCGGGUGAAACGGAAAGCACAAAAUUGCUCAUGCAGUAUCUUGCUUACUUGGGAGGCAGAGCUGCAUCUGAGGGGAGGACUGUCGAGCAGCAAGUCCUGGAGUCAAAUCCGGUUCUAGAAGCAUUCAGUAAUGCAAAUACAGUCAGAAACAACUCCUGCCUUCAUUGCAACAAUGCUAACUGUUUCUGUGCAGCUUUGUGGUCCUUUGUCCUCGUGUACCUUUUUCAGUAUCUUGCUUACUUGGGAGGCAGAGCUGAAUCUGAGGGGAGGACUGUCGAGCAGCAAGUCCUGGAGGUAAGCCUUGCAUUUCAGCCUGUCCAACAAUCUUAG